UGGUUCGGUUGUAGUUUAAUAUACUAAAGAAACCGUAGCUUGACUGGUCUGGUUUGACUCUUGUAUAGGGACAGUCUUUGGGUUUCAGUCAUGUCUGGUUCAAUCAAGAAUGUAGUUAUAUUCGGGUCCACUGGAAUGACGGGAUUGGUGACCUUACCACAGGCUGUCGCUGCAGGCUACAAUGUGACAGUACUUGUCAGGGAUAUCUCCAGGCUUCCUGCAGACCACAAGGCCUCCAGAGUGGUGGUGGGUGACGUCCUGAAAAUUGAGGAUGUAAAGAAAGCCAUGGAGGGCCAGGAUGCGGUCAUCAUCAUCCUGGGGACCAGGAAUGACCUCAGUCCCACAACCAUGAUGUCAGAAGGAACCAGGAAUAUCUUGGACACUAUGAAAGCUCGUGGGAUUCGAAAAGUAGUAGGGUGCAUGUCCGCCUUCCUUCUGUGGGACCGCGCCAAAGUGCCGCCCCGCCUGGUGCCCGUCACCGAGGACCACGACCGGAUGUACGCCUUGCUGAAGUUGUCAGGGCUGGACUACGUUGCGGUGAUGCCCCCUCACAUCGCUGAUGACCAGCCUUUAACUGAGAAGUACUCCGUGACUGAGGGCAUGGUGAAGGGACGUGCCAUCUCCAAGUUUGAUCUGGGCCACUUCUUUGUCAAGUGUCUUUCCACCUCUGACUGGGACAGGAAGACUGUGGGACUUUGCGGACAGUACAGUUAGGAAACUGUAUCUAGGAAAUAACACCAGUCAAAAGACCUGUUGUGUUGCUGCCUUAGUAAGUCUCCGCUGGUAAUUUUAGAAUCUACCUAGUUCACAACUAGAUACAGCCAUCUAUUCUGCCCCAGUGUUAAUGUAGUGGUACAUUAUACCUGGUUUUAAAUUUUGAUAUACAUUUUUAUAUGUCCAAAUGCACAUAAAAACUGCAGAGCUGCAUUGCUUUUUGCUGUCCAACUUUCUAUUGUACUAACAUUGCUUCAACAACUUCAUGUGAAUGUACUGUGGGCAUUAGAUACAAAUGUUUUCUCAUUCUCAUUAAUAAACUCACAACUAUUUUGUCACAAA
Conger conger (European conger) is the source of this 1056-nucleotide messenger RNA. It is a transcript of the gene blvrb, whose product is annotated as biliverdin reductase B. NCBI's taxonomy places the organism in Eukaryota, Metazoa, Chordata, Actinopteri, Anguilliformes, Congridae. The transcript has 5 exons. The coding region runs from base 91 to 714 and encodes 207 amino acids. The record is from RefSeq and is a predicted model, not a curated record.